AUGUCCAGCAAGACGAAACACGAACGAGACGACGACGCCUUGCCCUCUUCACCGCAGCAGCCCGCUGAUGGAGGAGGAAAGCGCAAGAAGGUAAAGACGUCCGACGACGCAUCGAGCUCGGCCGUCUGGGGAAUCAAGGAAGACUUGGUGCUUCGACAAGGCAUCCUCCAGUUCCUCCACGACAACCGUCCCGAGACGCACAAGGAUCUGCCCGAGCUCGACGAGUUCCGCGACCAUGGCGCACGUCGCAUUACCGGCAAGAUCAACACCCUCCUCGCUCAACUGGAAAAGGAGUGGGGCUGCACCAUCAACAGGAAGGCGUCAAAGGCCAAGUCGACCUAG
Molecule: messenger RNA, 342 nt
Organism: Pseudozyma flocculosa PF-1
Lineage: Eukaryota; Fungi; Basidiomycota; Ustilaginomycetes; Ustilaginales; Ustilaginaceae
Exons: 3
Coding region: 1-342 (113 amino acids)
Source: RefSeq, a predicted model, not a curated record